UUUGUCUGAAAUCCGACUGCAUUCUUCCAUCAAGUCAUGGAAGAUUUGAUGGAUCGUCUGGAGCGAGCCGUGACUCGACUGGAGCUGCUGUCGGCAUCCGCAAGUUUGUCCAACAGCGACUGUGUCAACGGCAUCGAUGGAGCUUCCACCGCGUGCGCGGACACGUUUGACGUUCUUAUGAAAGGUCCACUGACGAACUACAUGAACAUCAGCAGGACUAUCGGGAGUGAUGUGGAGAAACAUGCGGAGAUGGUCAACAACGCCCUGCAGACGCAGAAGACCUUCCUCAAAAUGGCGGCCAAGCACCAGGAGCCCGUACAGACGGUGCUCUGCGACCUGCUGAAGCCCAUCUCGGAGCACAUCCAGAAGAUCCAGAGCUUCCGGGAGCGCAACCGCAGCAGUCAGCUCUUCAACCACCUGUCGGCCGUUAGCGAGAGCAUCCCUGCCCUCGGAUGGGUGGCCGUGAACCAAAAGCCCGGUCCAUACGUGAAGGAGAUGAACGAUGCCGCCACCUUCUACACCAACAGGGUGCUCAAAGAAUACAAGGAAACCGACAGACGUCACGUGGACUGGGUGCGCUCGUACUUGUCCAUCUGGACCGAGAUGCAGUCGUUCAUCAACCGCCACCACACUGCCGGACUGCUCUGGAGCAAGAUGGGUCCCAUUGCCCCGGCCUCCCUGUACGAAAACUCCAGUACUGCCUGCCCCCCAGCACCGCCUCCACCUGCAUCUGCACCCCUGGCCGAAGACUCCCCGAGCCCCGGUCGUGCCACACACUCCGCCCUAUUCACCCAACUCAAUCAGGGCUUGGACAUAACAAAAGGUCUGAAGCAUGUUUCGGAGCACCAGAAGACCCACAAGAACCCGCGCCUGCGUUCACAGGAGGGGCAGAGCGCAAAAGCCAAACCCGAGAUGACGUCCCCACCGGAGGGGCCCCAGAAGAAACCUCCACUGCUUAAGCUGGACGGGAAGAAAUGGAGGGUGGAGAACUUCGAGCACAAACAUGACUUGAUGAUCGAGGAGACUGAGCUGCAGCAGGUGGUCUACGUCUUUGCCUGCAGUGAUGCCACCCUGCACGUCAAAGGGAAGUUGAACUCCAUCAUCGUAGAUAACUGCAAGAAGCUUGGUCUAGUGUUUGACAACGUGGUCGGAAUCGUGGAGAUCAUCAAUUCCAAGGCCGUUCAGUUACAGGUGUUGGAAAGUGUGCCCACCAUCUCCAUCAAUAAAACGGAAGGAUGUCAGCUGUACCUGAGUCAUCAGUCCUUAAGCUGCCACGUGGUCAGCGCCAAAAGCUCUGAGAUGAACGUCCUCAUCCCGCAAGGAGAUGACGACUAUAAAGAGCUGCCGCUUCCCGAGCAGUUCAAGACCGUCUGGGACGGAUCCAAACUGGUGACAGAACCCAGUGAGAUGGCCGCUUGAUUGAAGGUUAGCAUAGUAAAUGCUAACAUUUAGCCUCUUGGAUGUAACGUCAUAUAUUUUAUCACUCGUCUGUGUUCAACCCCACAAUUGGAUAUCACACAAAAUUUGUUUUAAGUCCUACUGAAUUCUUGAGGACAUGGUUAAUCAAAAAAUAGCCUUGCCGCAAAAUGUAUUUAAUAUGGUUGGAAAUUGUACUAAUACUUUAUUUUUUUGUCCAGAACACUGCUAAAUUUGUGUUGAAUUUGUUAUUUUUUUAACAGUUUUCGAAAUCACUUUGAAUCUAUCAAAGCACUCGUUACAUGCCUUAGUGCAGUGGUCCCCAAUAGUGUUGGCUCCUGAGUGAACGAUUCGUUCAAAGGAACGACUCUCCAGUGAACGAAUCACUUCCUAAAGUGAUUCGUUCUCUUUUCCGUUCAUAUGACUUCAACCAGUAGGUGUCAGUAAUGCACAUUAAAGCUGGUGCCACCUCGCCUUAAAACAAAACGAAGAAGAAAAUGACAUAACUUCCCGUUCACAAACGAGUCGUGAAUUGCAUUUCCCUUUCACCAACGAACGAAUCUGUGAGUGAACGAAUCAGUGACUGAUUUGCAUUUCCGAUUCAUCACGGUGUUGUGCUAGAUUUAGUUCCCCCGUGAGAUUUUGUUUCCCCUGCCGCGGGAGCACGCACGCCUUAUUUGGAAAGCAAAAAACCGAUGUCGUACGGCGUCGUACGGCGUCAGGACUAUGUUGUUUUCAAUAAAAACAUGAAGAACUCA
This is a messenger RNA of Syngnathus typhle (broad-nosed pipefish), 2174 nucleotides long. It is a transcript of the gene cap2, whose product is annotated as cyclase associated actin cytoskeleton regulatory protein 2. NCBI's taxonomy places the organism in Eukaryota, Metazoa, Chordata, Actinopteri, Syngnathiformes, Syngnathidae. Gene Ontology annotation, molecular function: adenylate cyclase binding; actin binding. Gene Ontology annotation, biological process: cell morphogenesis; regulation of adenylate cyclase activity; cytoskeleton organization. The coding region runs from base 37 to 1419 and encodes 460 amino acids. Gene Ontology annotation, cellular component: cytoplasm. The record is from RefSeq and is a predicted model, not a curated record. The transcript has 12 exons.